Messenger RNA from Vigna umbellata (rice bean), 388 nucleotides. The record is from RefSeq and is a predicted model, not a curated record. NCBI's taxonomy places the organism in Eukaryota, Viridiplantae, Streptophyta, Magnoliopsida, Fabales, Fabaceae.
GUAAGGAUUCCCAAAGGGUGAGGUGGGGCCCAAUUGCUGUUUGUCUGGUGGGUUUAGAGGCACUGCACGCCCUUUCAUGCCCCAUCGCUGCCUCUUUACUAGACCGAUGUGAGAUAGGACCACAACCUCAACCACUCCUAUAAGAACCCCCCAUCCCUCACUCACUCACUCACAACACAACUCAACUUCAAAGCUUCAAAGCUUCAAAGCGUCAACAAACCUUAAAACAAAGGAUAACCCUACAAAAAUGAAGAUGGCUAGUCCUAGCAUGGGAGGUUCAAAGAGAAGGCUCUCAAGCAGAGGGCUUGGAGGAGCCCUCAGGGAACAAAGGGCAAGGCUAUACAUAAUCAGAAGGUGUGUGGUCAUGCUCCUCUGCUGGCAUGACUAG